Drosophila willistoni is the source of this 800-nucleotide messenger RNA. Its product is annotated as Golgi-associated plant pathogenesis-related protein 1. Lineage: Eukaryota; Metazoa; Arthropoda; Insecta; Diptera; Drosophilidae. The record is from RefSeq and is a predicted model, not a curated record. The transcript has 6 exons. The coding region runs from base 136 to 702 and encodes 188 amino acids.
GGUUGUACUUAUUUUUCACAUUCACAAUCCAGUAUUUGGUUGAGCAGAAGCUAGAAAAAAAAUCAAAAUUACUGUGUGAAACAACGAAAAAUUUUAAUAUUUUAAGUUUUUUUUAUAUAACUUAAAUUUGAAAUUAUGUAUUUGCCGGUAUUAAUAAGUGUGUUUGCAUUUUCGAUGAUUCCUGGAGUAUUUGCCAGCGUUGAAGAAGAUAUACUUAACGAACACAAUCGUUUGCGAAAGCUGCACGGUUCACCGGAUUUACAAUUAGUCGAUGUCAAGGAAUUGAAUCUCAUGAGCGAGACCGCUAAAGCGAUAGCAAAAUCUGGGGAGAAUGUACCCUAUGAGAGAUCUACUGGUGAGAUUUUUUGCAAGACACUUGAAAAGCCAGUUAAGUGUGUUCAGCAGUGGUACGAUGAAAUCAAAGAUUACGAUUUCAACAAACCAGGAUUUUCGGACAAAACUAAAUGCUUUACAGCGCUCAUUUGGAAGGCUUCAACCUCGUUAAGAGUGGGGACGGCCUAUAAUGCAACGAAUAAGUACAAUUAUGUUUAUGCGGCAUACGAACCAUUGGGUAAUAUAGAUGGACAAUUUGAGGAAAAUGUUCCAAGACGUAAUGGGUCGCCUUUAAGCGUAAAUCUGUUUCAAAUCAACAUUGGAAUCGUCCUAUUAUGCUCAUGGCUCCUAAACAAAAUUUUGGCCUAAUUCCAUUGAGUAAAGUGCUGGAAUACUUGGGCAGACGUAUUUAAAUUAUUUUCGGAUUUCGAGAUAUAUUAAGUAUUGAAUAAAUUUUGAAGUUUCAA